Messenger RNA from Musca vetustissima, 1581 nucleotides. RefSeq names its product tyrosine--tRNA ligase, cytoplasmic (gene TyrRS). Gene Ontology annotation, molecular function: ATP binding; tRNA binding; tyrosine-tRNA ligase activity. Lineage: Eukaryota; Metazoa; Arthropoda; Insecta; Diptera; Muscidae. Gene Ontology annotation, biological process: tyrosyl-tRNA aminoacylation. The coding region runs from base 1 to 1581 and encodes 526 amino acids. The record is from RefSeq and is a predicted model, not a curated record. The transcript has 4 exons.
AUGACGACACUAAGUCCAGAGGAGAAGAAAACCCUGAUUACCCGUAAUCUUCAAGAAGUCUUGGGUGAAGAUAAACUCAAUACGAUAUUGAAGGAACGCGACUUGAAAAUAUACUGGGGCACAGCCACUACCGGUAAACCCCAUGUAGCCUAUUUUGUGCCGAUGUCAAAGAUUGCCGACUUCUUGAAAGCAGGAUGUGAAGUCACAAUUCUUUUUGCCGAUUUGCAUGCCUACUUGGAUAACAUGAAGGCACCAUGGUCUUUGUUGGAAUUGCGUACAAAGUACUAUGAAGCUGUUAUCAAGGCUAUGUUGUCCUCUAUUGGAGUGCCUUUGGAAAAACUAAAGUUCGUUAAGGGAACCGACUAUCAACUUUCGAAAGAAUAUACCCUUGAUGUGUACAGACUAUCGUCGGUGGUGACUCAACACGAUGCUAAAAAAGCCGGUGCUGAAGUUGUCAAACAAAUCGAAUAUCCAUUGUUGUCGGGUCUCCUUUAUCCCGGUCUUCAGGCUUUGGAUGAAGAAUACCUUAAGGUUGAUGCUCAAUUCGGUGGUGUCGAUCAACGGAAAAUCUUUACAUUCUCAGAAAAAUACUUGCCCCAGUUGGGUUAUGAAAAACGUAUACAUUUCAUGAAUCCUAUGGUACCCGGUUUGGCUGGUGGCAAAAUGUCAUCGUCCGAAGAAGAUUCUAAAAUCGAUUUACUCGAUUCACCCGCUAAUGUUAAGAAGAAGUUGAAGAAGGCUUUCUGUGAACCUGGCAAUAUCACCGACAAUGGUCUGUUGUCAUUUGUGAAACAUGUUUUGUUCUCUUUGUUCAAAGAAGGUGAAGGCUUCGAAAUCAAUCGUUCCGAAGAGAAUGGUGGUGAUAUUACAUUCAAUAAUUAUGCCGACUUGGAGCAAUACUUUGCCGAUAAUAAAUUGCAUCCAGCUGAUCUUAAGGCUACCGUUGAAAAAUAUAUCAACAAAUUGUUGGAACCUAUUCGCAAGGAAUUCGAAUCACCAGAACUUCAGAAAUUGAGUGCUGCCGCAUACCCUCCACCCACUAAAACCAAGGGUGGUAAUGCCGCCAAUGCUGCUGCACCUGAAGAAGAUGGUCCCCAUCGUUUGGACAUUCGUGUGGGUAAAGUUAUUGAAGUUCAACGUCAUCCUGAUGCUGAUACUUUAUAUGUCUUGAAAAUUGAUUUGGCUGAAGAACAACCACGUACCAUCAUCAGUGGCUUAGUUAAAUUUGUUACCGUUGAAGAACUCGAUCAACGUUUGGUAGCUGUCUUGUGUAAUUUGAAGCCUUCCAAAAUGCGUGGUAUCUUGUCUGAGGGCAUGGUUUUGUGUACAUCAAAUGCGGAUCAUACUGUUGUGGAACCCAUCAUUGUCCCAGCCACAGCUGCACCCGGCAGUCGUUUAGCAUUUGAGGGCUUCAGUGGUAAACCUGAUGAACAAUUAAAUCCCAAAAAGAAGGUGUGGGAAAAACUAUCUGUGGACUUUAAAACCAACAAUGACGGUUUAGCUGUAUGGAAGGAUAAUUUCCUUUUGACUCCCGAGGGAGAAAAAUUAUCAAGCAAAUUAGCCAAUUGUUGCAUUAAAUAA